Zingiber officinale is the source of this 1329-nucleotide messenger RNA. Its product is annotated as probable trehalose-phosphate phosphatase 6. Gene Ontology annotation, biological process: trehalose biosynthetic process. Gene Ontology annotation, molecular function: trehalose-phosphatase activity. Lineage: Eukaryota; Viridiplantae; Streptophyta; Magnoliopsida; Zingiberales; Zingiberaceae. The transcript is spliced from 10 exons. Bases 196 to 1317 code for a protein of 373 amino acids. The record is from RefSeq and is a predicted model, not a curated record.
CGCCAAUGGCAGCGCUCUUCGUUCUAACUUCUCCUCUUCCUUCGUUGUCUGCUUCUUCUAUUUGAGCUCCUUCGACCACGGGAGAAGUCGAAGAAGAGCACGAGUUUUAGAUCCCUCCUCGUACUCCCAUUGAUUUCUGUUCCUGCUCUCUUUUCCACGUUAAAGUUAAAGCAGAGCGGAAGCAGAGUCGCGGAGAUGGUAAAGCAGAGUGUCAUCGUCCCGGAGGAGAUCGCCAUCUCCGGCGCCGCCUCGGCUGCGAAGACCGAACCUCCCGUCCUCCUCCCUGCUUUUCCUCCUCGUAACUCCAUCCCCGGUCUCCACCGUGCCAGCUUCAACAACCGGUUCAUGAGCCAGGUAGAUAUUUCCGGCGGGAGGCCGAGCGCAUUGGUCGAGUCCAUGCGCGCCUCCUCCCCCACCCACCCCAGGGAGGCCGCCUCCGACUUGUCUGUCGCCGCCGAUGGAGAGUACAAGGAUUGGCUGAAGCGGCACCCGUCGGCGCUGGGCAACUUCAACGACGUCGUCGCGGCGUCAAAGGCGAAGCAGAUGGUGAUGUUCCUCGACUACGACGGCACUCUGUCCCCCAUCGUCGACGAUCCAGACAGCGCCUUCAUGUCUGAGCCGAUGAGGGAGGCCGUGAGAGACGUUGCGAGGCACUUCCCAACUGCCAUCGUGAGUGGCAGAUGCAGGAACAAGGUGUUCAAUUUUGUACGAUUGAAGGAAUUGUACUACGCUGGGAGCCACGGCAUGGACAUAAAAGGUCCUAGCAAAAGCACCAAAAAGACAACAUCCAAGACAAACCCUGUUUUGUUUCAACCGGCCAGUGAGUUCCUUCCUGUGAUGGAUGAGGUGUAUAAUGCACUGGUAGAGAAAAUAAAGUCCGUCCCAGGUUCCAGAGUUGAAAACAACACCUUCUCUUUAUCAGUCCACUACCGAUGUGUUGAGGAAAAGAUAUGGAACUCAUUGGCUGAGCUAGUCCGUUCAGUGGUGAAUGACUACCCUGAACUCCGGCUCACCGUAGGAAGAAAGGUACUUGAGAUUCGCCCGAGCAUCGAAUGGGACAAGGGGAAGGCUCUUGAGUUCUUGUUAGAGUCCAUAGGGUUCGCAAAUUGUAACAAUGUGUUUCCGGUGUACAUAGGAGAUGACCGCACCGACGAAGAUGCUUUCAAGGUAUUGCGUGAAAGAGGACAGGGUGUAGGGAUCCUUGUGUCUAAGUUUGCAAAGGAAACAAAUGCAUCCUAUUCUCUUCAAGAACCAGCUGAGGUCAAUAAGUUCCUACGUCAGCUCGUUGCAUGGAAGAAGCUUCUUUUGAAGGAAUGAUCAGUGCCAUUA